CUGUACGUCCUUACUUUUAGGCAGCAGUGGAUUCUUGACCGGCAAGAAAUUCUCUACGAACGAGCUGCGGAUUUAAGGAUCUUUUCAGAAGAAGAGUAUCAGAAGAUCGGCAUAUUUUUUACUAAUUUGAUUCAAGCAAUCGGUGAACAGCUGAAAGUUCGGCAGCAGGUUAUCGCGACGGCAACUUCUAUCGAUCCAUUACUACUGUCUCCAACAUGCAUCUUCCUGGCUUCUAAAGUUGACGAAUUUGGUGUAAUAUCGCAAAAUAAGCUCUUGACGGCAUGCCAAAGUUUAGGUAAGUGUUUGGACAGUUAUCUAAAUGGCGCUGAUGCACUGCGAUUCGGUAAUAAGUUACAUGAACUUUUUCUAGUGAAGAAUCGAUACAACUUCUGCUAUCAACAGGAGUUUCCUUAUCGUAUAAAUCACAUUCUCGAAGCCGAGUUUUUUCUCUUAGAAAUGCUGGAUUGUUGUCUCAUCGUCUACCAUCCGUAUCGUCCACUGAUGACAUUCUUUGACGACCUUUCCAAUGACGAAUCUUUGAUUUCGCUGUCUUGGAAAAUCAUCAAUGACAGUUUGAAAACCGACGUUUGUCUGAUGUAUGCCCCCUCGCAAAUCGCUCUUGCUUGCCUUCACAUGGCUUCGGUGAUGCUCGGGAAAAAUCUAAACAACUGGUUUGCUGAGUUGUCUACAGAUAUGGAAAAGAUUCUGGAAAUCAAUCAUCAGCUGUUAGCUAUGUACCAACUAUGGAAGAAUUUUGAUGAAAAAAAAGAAAUGUACGGCUUACUUCAACGGAUACCAAAGUCAAAAAGUCAGCCUUCACGACCUCCGUCUGCUGCCGGAAACAGCAACAGUCAGGACCAGUUGCUAUCUACGCAGCCAACGCCAAAUUCUUGAUU
Soboliphyme baturini is the source of this 896-nucleotide messenger RNA. The record is from the annotation of a GenBank genome assembly. NCBI's taxonomy places the organism in Eukaryota, Metazoa, Nematoda, Enoplea, Dioctophymatida, Soboliphymatidae.